CUUAUCUCCUCCUUCCCCAAACGUCAAACCCUAAUUUCAUCUGCACAUCUCCAAUCACUGAGGAGAAUUCUACGAUUUAUCAUCUAUCCUUCCGUAGAACAAUGUCUUCGGUUUCAAGCCAGCCGCAGUUUCGAUACACGCAGCCACCUUCAAAGGUACUUCAUUUGAGAAACUUGCCUUGGGAAUGCACUGAAGAAGAGUUGAUUGAGCUCGGGAAGCCCUUUGGUACUGUUGUGAAUACAAAGUGCAAUGUUGGAGCCAAUCGCAACCAAGCUUUCAUUGAGUUUGAAGAUUUAAACCAAGCUAUACAAAUGAUUUCGUACUACGCUUCUUCACCGGACCCUGCUCAAGUUCGAGGUAAAACUGUCUACCUCCAGUACUCCAACAGGCAAGAGAUAGUGAACAACAAAACGGCGGCGGAUGUUGUGGGGAAUGUUCUUCUUGUGACAGUUGAAGGCGAGGAUGCUCGCAUGGUCAGCAUUGAUGUUUUGCAUGUGGUAUUCUCAACCUUUGGAUUUGUCCACAAGAUUACUACUUUCGAGAAGACAGCUGGAUAUCAGGCACUGGUUCAAUUUACUGAUGCGGAUACUGCAACCUCUGCAAAAUCUGCCCUCGAUGGAAGAAACAUCCCUAGGUAUCUAGUCCCUGAGGAACGCCAAUGCUCUCUUAAGAUCACAUAUUCAGCUCAUACAGAUUUGACUGUAAAAUUUCAGAGCCACCGGAGCAGGGACUAUACUAAUCCUUACCUUCCUGUCGCUCCAUCAGCCUUUGAUAGUACUGGUCAGGUGGUUGUGGGUGUAGACGGAAAGAAGAUGGAGCCUGAAAGUAACGUUCUCCUUGCAUCCAUCGAGAACAUGCAGUAUGCAGUAACUUUGGAUGUUUUGCACACGGUUUUUGCGACAUUCGGAGCUGUUCAAAAGAUUGCAAUGUUUGACAAGAAUGGUGGGAUGCAAGCAUUGAUUCAAUACCCAGGUAACAUUCUCUCGUAGUAAAAUACUCAUGUUUUUCUUAAGUCAUUAUUGAUUUGUUGUAAUAAGGUCAAGUUAUCAAUUGAGUAUUGGUCAGAUGUCCAAACGGCUGUGGUGGCGAAGGGAGCGUUGGAAGGACAUUGUAUUUAUGAUGGUGGGUUUUGUAAGUUACACAUCACUUACUCACGCCACACAGACCUCAGCAUAAAGGAGAACAACGAUAGAAACAGAGACUACACGCUGCCUAACCCGUCGGAUGUUGUGAUGACUCCACCAUCUGGCCCGAAUCCAUACCCGGAGCAAUACCAUGAGCCGCAAGGUGGAUGGGGACAAGGUCAGGAUGCUUACAUGGCAGAACCCUCGAUGCAUCAAGGUCCGGGUGGGCAUAUGCCACCGCCACCACAUCAUUAUGGUUAUGGUCCUGGUCCAAGGCAUUAAAAAUAAGAAAAAGAAAGUCGAAGAAGACAAAGUUGUUUUAAUCCGUCUCUCUCUUACAUUUCUCCCAACUCUCUGUGUUUUGUUUUUAGUUUUAUGUUUAUGGAACAUACACUUGUCAUUGUGUCCAAAGAAUCAUAAUCAAAACCAUUGGGUGAAAUUUAUGAAAAUUGUAUAACUUAUUAGAUAAUCUCGGUCUCUUUUUUCUUUUUGAUAAACAACUGUCUUAA
Eruca vesicaria subsp. sativa (arugula) is the source of this 1633-nucleotide messenger RNA. NCBI's taxonomy places the organism in Eukaryota, Viridiplantae, Streptophyta, Magnoliopsida, Brassicales, Brassicaceae. The record is from the annotation of a GenBank genome assembly.